This is a messenger RNA of Aspergillus piperis CBS 112811, 927 nucleotides long. RefSeq lists its product as uncharacterized. The coding region runs from base 299 to 826 and encodes 175 amino acids. The transcript is spliced from 3 exons. The record is from RefSeq and is a predicted model, not a curated record. NCBI's taxonomy places the organism in Eukaryota, Fungi, Ascomycota, Eurotiomycetes, Eurotiales, Aspergillaceae.
CACCUUUUGUAAAUCGAUCCUUUCAUGGGGUCGUUCAUACAUAUUACUUGGAUACGUUUGCCUACAACAACUAAUGCGGUUUUGUUCGGGACCAACCUGACUUGACUAAGAACUGGGCACCGAAGAGAUUCAAUGGAAAUAUUCUCCUUCGCUCAAGCACCCACUGGGUUCUCACAUCAUCGACCUGAUUGACCUCAGGACGCUCCACCGACAGUAUAUUUCAUGGAUUGCAAAGACGCUGUCAAGCGAACAGCCUUCAUAAUUUUGAAUUGAACUUCAGUAUGGCACUGAUGACGUUAUGUCAAGGGCAAGCACUCGCCUCGGGAUCGUGACCCACUCAGGGUUCACUAACUACUAUUCCGUGUUCCCACUAUCCACCAAUUUUCCAUUGGACCAGCCGUCUGUAUAUGGGUUUCUCGAAUCCUUCGAGAACCGGGCCAGACGAUACAAGCCUACAGAGAACCGUGACGGAGGCGAAACUGAGCUGCGGGUCUGCCUUUUCCGUGGAGAUACAAAAUACAGGCCAGAUACACGAUUAGUACGGUCUCUUGCAAAGCCGGUUGUUUCCGCUUCGCAGAUUCUCACUCGAAUCCAGCUUACCGUGGUCAAACUCUCAAGCGAACGACCCCAGACAGGCCCUAGGUGGGACGAUUCCCGAUCCAGCAUAUGCUGCCACUCCAAUAAGAACAAAACUCACCCGGCGUCGCCGGCCGCCCUUGCCGUUAUCAGAUUGGGCUCCGGUUUGCCCUGUGCUACUACUGCAGCCAUCGGUGCGUACCACAAAGACUCUCCCUGUCACUGGAUGCUGCGUAUGCAGGUAGCCUGACCUUCCUGCGCCGGUGAAUGCAUAGUCUUCAAGUGCUACUUUAGCGUAAGGAACUGCCUCGCGACACGUGUCACUCCCGUUAAUGUCUAUAAUUUCCCUUU